This is a messenger RNA of Penaeus monodon (black tiger shrimp), 2237 nucleotides long. Its product is annotated as BAG family molecular chaperone regulator 3-like. Gene Ontology annotation, molecular function: protein-folding chaperone binding. The record is from RefSeq and is a predicted model, not a curated record. Lineage: Eukaryota; Metazoa; Arthropoda; Malacostraca; Decapoda; Penaeidae.
AUAGCGACCCCGGUGCGGCCGGACAGAAUGUCAUACUUCAGCGGUUCACGGAGCGAGGCGAAACCCAGUCGGACUUCGGGCUUCGGCGAGGCCCUGCCAAAUUUUGGUGACGUGCGAUCGAAACUCUAUAAUAAACCCGACUUGAGUGAAAGAUUUAGAAACUUUUCUCCCGGUGCGAAAAAAUCAGCGGAAGAAAUUCUGAAAGAUCUCAAAGAACAAUUGAGGAGCGAAGGAGAUAUGUUUUUCAGUCAUUCGCCACCUGACUGGAGUUUUAACCCUAAGGCAUCAAUGUUUUCAAAGGCGGAGGACGGCGAGGACCUGGCCCGGCGCUGCAUGGGCGACCUGCGCGGACGCCACGGCAUGUUCCGCAUGCCUGACUGGAUGUCGGAGGACGAUGACAUGAGCGACCUUGCGCACCGCAUGUCGCACGCGCCGCACUUCGCCACCAUGGGCCGCCGCGGGGGCCCCUGGCGGGAGCGCCGAAGCUCGGGCGGGUCGGCUAUGAGCGCCACCUCCGAGGACGACUCCUGCGAUGCCGCGGCCACAGACAAGUCCUCGCAGUGCUCCGGUGGGUCCACCGAAGGCCCUGUGGCCUCACACGAAAUCCCCAUUCGGCUGGAGGCUCCGGCCCCGCCCUCUGCGUCUCGGCAGCAGCAGCAGGUAGAGAACGAGCCAGUUGCGCCGCUACGAACGAGCCACACCAGAAACGCCCCUCAGUACCCAGUCAGAACUACGUCCGCCGUCGACGCCUCGGACCACUCGAGGGACGUCCCUCGGAGCACGCGCUGCGCGUCCGCGCCUCCCGAGAUGGCUGAGCAGCCCCUGCAGUCACAGGCCAGCCAGGCGUCGCCGCAGCAGCAGCGGUUCGUGUCGAAGAUCAGCAUCACGCCCCAGGCUCCCCAGGGCCCCGGCGCCCCGCCGGCGAAGCCCGCGUCGCCGCUGCCCGCCAAGUUCAACACGAUCCCCAAGCCGUUCGUCCCAGCGAACAAGCCGCAGACACAGACGCCCGCCAGACGCCCCUCCAGCAGCAGCAGUCCCCGCGACAGUCAGGCCAAAGGCCGAGCGUCGUGCGCAACAUCCCCAUUUUCGUCGAGGGUCGUGACGGCCCUCUCGUCAGCGAGGAGAGCGGCACCCCGCCCAAGCCAACGCCGCAGUGGGGACAGCAGUGGCAGGCGAGCCCAAGCCUCCGCAGCCUGCUAAGGACCCGCGCCUGUCCCAGAUCGAGUCCGUGAAGGCGUCCGUGGACGAGUACCGCGCGAAGGUCGAGGCCUUCUCGGGCUCGAAAAAGAGCCGGGAGUUCCUGUACCUCGACGAGAUGCUCACCCGCGCCCUCCUGCAGCUCGACAACGUCGACCCCGACGGUCGAGACGACGUGCGACAGGCUCGUCGCGCCGUCAUCAAAGACAUCAACGCCGCGAUCUCGCUCCUGGAGUCCAAGGCGACCGAACCGGAGCAGGCGCAGAAGGAGAAGACGCCCACGCCUGCGGCUACGCAGGAGGCUGCGGCAGAGCUUAAAGUUAACCCGGAGGCAUCGGAAGAGAAUCGGACAACAGAGGAGAAAAAGGCAGCCGAACAGCAGAAGGUUGAAGAGAACGUAGGAUCUUCUGCAAAAGCAGAAGUUCCCCCAACGAAGGACACGGAGAAGAAAGCGGAGGAGGCGAAGGAGGUUGUCACAGAAACCCAGGAGGCGGCGGCUGUCUCCAUCGACAGCAAAACAGAGACUGAAGAGAAAAGUUCCACGUAGCUUCAAAUAAGGGAUUUUGUCCACUAGAGUUUACUGCAUCAUGUAUGUGUCCGGGUGAGUGGAUUUAAUAAAAUGAAAGAAUGAGGAAUGUCGUGUUGGUUCUCCCAGUGUGUAAUUGAAAAAAUUAAAAGAAGUACGAGAUUGAUGAGAAAUCAGACUUAAAAGUCAACACAUGUAACCCAAUUGCACAAGAUGAAUAUUUUCAUUGAUCAUAUGUGAAUUCAUAUAUCAUGGGAAUUUUAUUUGGCACAUAUUGAAUUAAUAAUAUCACAACUAGACAUUAGUUUAUAUGAUAGAAACUGGAAAGACAUUCGGAAAUACCUUAAGCGACGUAGCCCAGGAUGUUCCGGCACUCCUUGGCACGGCGCCCGGAAGGGCAGGGGCCUCCGCGGCCCUGAGUUAUUUUGGCACAAUGAGAGCUGAGAGAAGCACUGGCGGGUGGAAGUCCCAGAGCAGUGGAAGACCCAGUUACAUCACUGAUCAGCCCGAUGUG